Polistes canadensis is the source of this 10965-nucleotide messenger RNA. RefSeq names its product vacuolar protein sorting-associated protein 13A (gene Vps13). The record is from RefSeq and is a predicted model, not a curated record. Lineage: Eukaryota; Metazoa; Arthropoda; Insecta; Hymenoptera; Vespidae. Gene Ontology annotation, biological process: protein retention in Golgi apparatus; protein targeting to vacuole. Gene Ontology annotation, cellular component: extrinsic component of membrane. The coding region runs from base 738 to 10664 and encodes 3308 amino acids. The transcript has 59 exons.
UAUAUAUCUCUUUUAUUACUAUACACGACACUUACUACUAUAAAUAUUACUGAAGAGAUAAACAUUUUGCGGCAUUUACCAGGAACGACAUAUACUUAGUCGUGAGUUUGAAACCGUUCAAAGCAUCGAUUAUGACUGCAUAAACUUGUAUAAAUCAAAUUAGAUUGAAUAAAAUAUAAAAUUGUGUAUUAAAAUAUAUUUUAAUUACGUAGGAAUAAAUUCUUACACGGAAAUCAAACAUAUUACGCGUCAAAUGUAUGAGUCACCUCUCCCCUCUCAAUCUGGUGGCCUAGUUAACCGAAUAAGUGGGGACGGAUCAGACUCAUUCACUACCCUGCACAAAGUGUAUACGCGGUGCGGCUAAAGAAAUUUUCACUUAAAAAAGCAAAAGACUACCACCCAUCAGGCUACUUGUAUUCUUAUUUAAUCUUUGGCUUAACAUUUGUAAAAUAGUAUUCAUUAUAUUGAUUGGUUGGUAUAACGUUGUCGAAAAUUGAACGUUGCGUAAGAAUUAGUAUAUCGUCAUAAUGCAGGAGAAAUGAAAUCUAACGGCAUCUGCUUAGAACUAAAUAGAAGAGCGGAAAUGGUUCUAUUGAGCGCUUAAAUCGUUCAUUCUACGUGUUGAUCGAUCCGAGCCGAACAGUUACUAGGCAAUCAACGAACGUCAUGUUAACAAGUGUUCAAUAGAGUGUAUAUAUUUUUCUUCUACGUUUGUGGUUUUCAAAUAAAUUGCAAAUAUGGUUUUUGAGUCGGUUAUAGCAGAGCUUUUAAAUAAAGUUUUAGGAGAGUAUAUACAAAAUUUGGAUUAUACGCAAUUAAAACUUAGUUUAUGGGGAGGUGAUGUAGUAUUGACAGAUUUAUUAAUAAAAGAAACAGCGUUAGAUGUACUGGAUUUACCUAUAAGAUUAGAAUAUGGACGAUUAGGUAAAUUAAUAUUAAAAAUUCCAUAUAAAGACAUAUGGAAUGCUCAAGUAGAUGCAAUAGUCGAGGAAUUAUUUAUACUUAUUGUACCUUCAAGCCAAGUUUCUUAUGAUUCUGAAAAAGAAACAAGACAACAAUUAGAGACCAAAAGAGCUGAGCUUGCAAGAAUAGAGAAAAACAAACAAUUGGCAGAAACUAAACCACAAGAAAAGCUAAAUGAUUCAAUGGUUGAAAAGUUAAUUGCUCGUAUGAUAAAAAAUAUACACAUUGAAAUAAAGCGAAUUCAUGUUCGUUAUGAAGAUCAUGUUACAUUUAAAGAUCAUCCAUUUUCGGUUGGAUUCACAUUAAAUACAUUUGUCAUAGAAAGUUGUACAGAUACUUGGAGUACAACUGGUAACAUGAAAGAUAUGUAUGCAAUUCCUCAAAUUUAUAAGUUGUGUACAUUAGAUGGCCUAGCUGUAUAUCUUAAUACUGGUGUUGAACAAUUUAGUAAAAAUUCACAAUCUAUGUAUUCCAAAUUAUUCUGUGAUGGUAUUGCAACGAUAGAUUAUACGCCUAUUGGUUAUUUAUAUUUAUUGGGUCCAAUAAAUGUAAAUGCAAAAUUAAAGCUUAAUCCAAAGCCUGAAACAGAUAGUAGUAAUUAUACCAUUCCAAAAAUAUGGCUCAAUUUGGAAAUGCUUAAAUUACGGAUAGCAUUGACAAAACAUCAAUACCAAACUUUAGUGCAAUUAGGAGAAGGUCUGGAUCAAGCUCAAAAAGCUGCUCCAUACAGAAGAUAUAGACCAAAUUUAACGUCAUAUAGAGGCCAUUACAAAGAAUGGUGGUUAUUUGCAUAUACUUGUAUAUUGGAAGAAACUGUAAGAAGAUAUCGUAGAAAUUGGGAUUGGAAUCAUAUGAAAACACAUAGAGAUAUGUGUCGCGAAUAUGCACAAGUAUAUCAAACUAAAUUAACAACUAAGAAAGUAACGCAAGAUAUAGAAGAACGUCUUAAGACUUAUGAGAAAAAGUUAGAUCUAUUCAAUUUAGUUAUUAUCAGACAACAAAUUGAAAUGGAAGUCGAAAGAUUAGCAGAGAAAGAAAAGAAUCUUAAAGCAAAAAGAGGAUGGUUUGGAUUUUUAUGGGGCUCUCCUCAAACAGAAGAAACUCAAGAGUUGAAUUCUGCUGCAGCUAUUAUGCGUAAAUUCGAGGAAGCCAUGACACCACAAGAGAAGGAAAAAUUGUAUCGUGCAAUUGAUUAUCAAGAGAACACUGCACCAGCUCAUUAUCCUGAAACAUAUGAAAUGAUUGAUACUAAUUUCUUCUUACACGGACUUCAAUUACUUCUUUUAGAUACAGAUAAAGAACAUCCAAGUAUCUUGGAUUUACAAUUAAAUAGUGUUCAGGCUGGUUUUAAGUCACGACCUUCUGCCAAUGCUAUUUCAAUAACGACAUCAAUAAGUGAUAUGAAACUUUUCGGAGUAAAACAAAAUGAUUAUAUUCCUUCGCUUUUUAAUUCUGAACAUGAAAGCGCGGAUAAUGUUUUAUUAUCUAUUGCUUACGAAAAAAAUCCUCUUGAUAAAUUAUGUGGAGAUCGUAUUAUUAUAAAGUCAAAGUCGGUUGAUAUUGUAUACGAUGCUCAAACAAUAAUAGAAUUAGUUAAAUUAUUUAAAGUUCCAAAUUCUUCAGCUUUAAAUCAAAUUCAAGCAGCUGCUGCAGAACAAUUAGAAGGCUUAAAAGAAAAGUCUGCCUUAGGUUUAGAGUAUGCUAUCGAAAAGCAUUCAAUAUUAGAUAUUCAGGUAGACAUGCAGGCAUCCCAAUUAAUUAUACCACUUGGUGGAUUAUACGAUAAUACCAAAUCAUUAUUUAUAAUAAAUUUAGGUAGUUUGAAGAUGCAUUCUCUUGAAAAGCCCAAAAGUGAUAAAUCCAAAGCAACUGUUAAACAGCUUGCUAGUAUGGGUAAAAGUGAAGAAGAUAUUUUGUUACACUUAAGGGAACAUAGUUAUGAUAAAUUUGCUCUGAAUAUAGUUAAUUUUCAGAUUCUUGUUUCAUUAGGAAAUGAAAAUUGGCGAGAAGCUUUAAUGAAAAACGGUUCAAUGACAUUACUGUGUCCAACUACAUUAGAAAUUCAAUUUCAUAAAUGUUUAAUAACAGAUGACCCUUUAUUACCCAAAAUGAGAUUAGUAGGACAAUUACCAUCUCUUGCUAUUAAUAUAACAGAUAUACGUUUGCUAGAAGCUCUCAGCAUUGUUCAAAGCAUUCCAUUCCCCGAGGAAGAAACUUCAGCACAACUUACAAAGUCAUCACUUAGCAAAUCCGUUUCCCAAUUGUCUUUAUUCAAGGAAUUGACUACAAUUUCUUCUCCCAACGGUAAAAAAAAACAGGAAGAUAAACCUCUUAAACAAACAACUGAUUUAGAAAUGAAGUUUGAAAUGAAAGAAUUCACUUUAUCAAUCUCUAAACAAGAAGAUGAAACAGUCGUGCCAUUUGUAAGAUUUGAAAUUUUACAAUUAGAAGUUGAAAUGUUGCAACGUUCUUAUGAUCAGGAAAUAAUAUUAAAAUUAGGCGGUACUCAAAUGAAGCAAUACCAUAAUAAUGGAGAAAUUUUUAUGAUAAAUACUCCCAUGUCAACUGGAAAGAAUGAGUAUCUUAUUAUAGUGCAAUAUGUUAAUGUGAAUAAACGGUCACCAGAGUUUAUUACUCGACAUGGAUCAGUUGUAAAAUUGUUACAACUAGAAUUUACUACAUUAGAUGUAUUACUUCAUCAGGAAGCGCUUAUAAAUCUUUUAAAAUUUGUGACAGAUAUACAAGACAAGAUACAAUCCAUGUCUGCAGCUUUAAAAGAAAAAUUGCAAGAAGAUAUAGUACCAUCUCGGCCUACUCAUUUACCUCUCAUACAAGAAGAAACUUCUGUAUUUAUCAAAGAUCAAAUUCAAAAGCAGAGAAUUAAACCUUCCAUUUCACGACGUAAAAGAGGGGUGAUGGAGUUUAUAGAUUUAAAAGUAAAAGCCAAAGUUGGUACCAUUAGCAUGAAAAUGAUUAGUGACGUGAGAGACAUUAGUGCGUUUUUUAUCGAAGGCAUUAUUGCUGGUCUUAUAAUGAAGGCUUCUUACUCGCAAGCAAAUAUUAAUCUUACUUCCAUUAAUAUCCAAGAUCUCAAUACUACAUCAAUUUAUAAAAAUAUUAUAUCAGUAGACGGCGAAGAAUCCUUAAAGAUUGAAGCAGUAAUAUAUAAUAUUGAACCACAAGAGUUUGAUAAAAACAAUAUGUCUAUUAAAAUUAUUAUGGGCUGUCAUCGCAUUAUAUUUUUAAAUGCCUUUGUUACAAAUAUUGUGAAUUUUCUCAAUAAUUUCCAAGUAGCUCAACAAGCAAUUAAAGAAGCAUCUGCAGCUGCUGCAGAAGCAGCGAAAACUAAUAUUAAAGAUGUGCAAGAAAGUGCAACGCGAGUGGAGUUAAAUGUUAACAUUAAGGCUCCUAUUAUAUAUGUACCUAGAAAUUCAAAAAGCGAGCAUUGUUUAAUGUUAGAUAUGGGUAACCUUACAGUUUGUAACAUUUUCAAAAAAUUAGAGACUGAAACUGAAUCUGGAGAAUAUCCUAUAGUUGAUGAAAUGAAGAUCGAAUUACAAAAUUUAAAACUUUCAAGGAUAAGACUGAACAAAAUUGAAUUUACGAUUGAAAAUGAAGUUCUAUUGCUAGAACCAGUUAGUUUUACAUUAUUAAUGAAACGCAAUUUGUCAACUGCAUGGUUUACUUCUAUACCAGAUAUUGAUAUGUACGGCCGAUUGAACAAAAUUAAUAUGCUAUUAAGUCAGGAAGACUAUGCAACUGUAAUGAAAGUUUUAGAAGAAAAUUUAGGAGAAUCAGUGGAAGAACCUAAAUCUACACAAAUCCCAGAACAUUUUGAUAAAAAGACUUUAUUAGAUCAUCAGAAUAAGCAAAGAGCAAUAGAACCAAUUAAAGUGGAUAUUAAUACAGAAAAAGAAACUACAAAUUUGCAAGAGCAAAAGCAUGUACACACGUUUAUUAAAUUUGAAUUUAUUAUGGAUAGCCUUGUCAUUAAUUUGUUCACAGGCGGCUCCAAAAUGUUACAGACUCAAACGUCACCUCUACAUCUUCCGGAAAGUGGUUUGGCAAAGUUUUCCUUAACACAUUUUGGAGUUAAAGGACGAAUAUUCGCUGAUGGUUUAUUAGCAACCUCUAUACUUCUUAUGAAUUGUACUUUGGACGAUAUUCGGCCUAAUAGAGAAAGUACUUUAACAAGACUUAUGGAAAGAACAACAGCCUUAUCGACUGUACAUGAUACAGAAAAAGAUACAAAACCUGUGAGAAGUAUGUUGGAUGUAACAGUUAGGCAAGGCACUAAUGACAUGUUUGUUGAUGUCAGAGUGUUCUCAUUCAGCAUUAUCGUAUCACUUGAUUAUUUAAUGAAAAUAAAAGAUUUCUUUAACAUUGAAUCUUCUACAACAAGUAGAAAUCUACAACAAUCUUCACAAAAGGGUUAUAGUGAUGCAGUAACUAAGAAAAAGUCAGUUCAUACUUCAGGAAAUGUUACUCAAAUGUUAACUGUGAAUUUACACGUUGAAAAGCCAGAUAUCAUUCUUCUUGAAGAUAUGGAUGAUAUAAAUUCAAAUUGCAUAUUAUUAAAUACUGAACUACUUUUAAAAAUGCGCAUUAUGGGUGAACAUCAAGUAAUAACAGGUUCUAUUAAAGAUCUUUCUCUUUUAACUGGUAUAUAUAAUCCUGCUAAAAGGGCUGAUUGGAUAUAUCAAGUUUUAAGACCAUGUAGUGUUAGUGUAGCAGGCUCUACACCUGAAGAAAAAGGUUUGCACAUAGAUGUAUGCUGUACAGACAUUCACAUUUCUGUUUCGCCAGGUGUAAUUGAAAUUUUGAACAAGGUCAUUCAUACUGUUACUAAAGCAGAAGUGGAAGAUAGCGAAGUGGUAAAGCAUGAACCUAAUUACGAAGGACUUUGGCUAAUUACACCAUAUGAAGAACAAAAUUAUUGGUUUUUGAAAACAGAAAUUGCAGUAGAGGCAUUAGAAGAUUUUACUUAUCCUGAUUACGACAAUGAUGCGGUUUAUAAACCUGAAUUAGCAAUAAUUUCUGCACCAACAAUUUUGUUAACAUUAGAAGCAGGCGUUGGUAAUAAAACAUUACCAAUGCUUUUGAUGCAUAUUGGAUUUCAGAGCAAUGUCAAUGAUUGGAGUACUAAAUCCAUGUCCGUGGAAUGUACAAUUUCACUUAUAAUGGCAUACUAUAAUAGUCGUUUGGCUUUAUGGGAACCAUUAAUAGAACCAAAGGAAGGAAUUCAAACUGGAAAACGUACUUCAACUCCUUGGGAAUUGAAAACGAAAGUACAAUUUAAUGAUUUAGCAGUGAACUCUAGAGGAGCUAGUGCUGUUAGUCCAAGUGUAGAAAGUGAACCAGAAGAUUUACAUCAAGUUGCUAAAAUGUCUAUUGACGUAACAUCUUCUGAAAAUUUAGAGAUUACAGUGACCAAAACAUGUCUCGAUGUAUUAAAACAAUUAGGUAAUGCAUUCUCUUCUGCUAUGGUAGUUGGCGGAAAAACGGCUACCCAAAAAUUCGCACCAUAUGUAUUGAAAAAUGAAACAGGCUUGCCAAUGAUACUUGAUUUAGAACUUAGUCAUUUUAAGAUAUUUGAUAGUGGUUCAAGAUCAAGUAAUAAUGCAGAUUCAUAUACUGAAGUAAUUCUCGAAUCUGGAGCGUCCAUAGAACUCGCACCAAAAUUUAUCAAAAUAGAAACGCAGCUUCUUGAACAAUUAAAAGCUAACUCUGUUAAAGACAGAGGAGACAAUAAAUUUGUCGUUUCGUUCAAAGGAAUUUAUGAUAGAUUAACAAUACCAGUUCUUCGAGCAGAUAAAAGAUUCUUUUCAUUGAAAUAUCGUAAGGAUAAUUCAGAAGAAUGGGGCAUUGUUUCUGAUGUUGUUGUUGAUGAAGGAAGUACUAUUGUUACGCUUAGAAGUAUCCUUCAGGUACAUAAUCAUUUCACCGAACCUAUAUCAGUAUAUUAUAUGACGAAACGAGGAAACGAAGUUGAAUGUGUAGGCACAGUAGCUCCUAAUGAUCGAUUGAACCUUCCAUUGGAUGCUGUAUAUACACCAACAAAUAUUUAUUGGUUAUUCUUUAGCGUUAACGGCUAUAUGGUUUCAAUAGAACCAUUUGUAUGGAAAGAUCUUCAAAAGAAUGUUUCCAUGACAAAACUGUUAAAAUGUGAAGCAAGAUCAAAACAAGAAAUAAUAGAACCGUUUUACGUACAGAUGUUUUUCAUGAUGAUUGUGGUUGGUAGUAUUCUCUAUAAUAACAACACAAUUAGUUUACUCUUAAAUACCAUUGACUGGCAAUACAAAUUGUGUCAUUUUAUUGAUCACGUGAAACGUUUCUGCUUGAAUUGUUUUAAUUCAGAGCACCCAAAAUAUGUGGAAACACCUAUUCAGGUUGUAGGAGAGAUAGAGCAAGUUUAUUUUGAAAAUACUAGUCGCCAUACAAUGGCAAGCACUAUUUAUAAUGUUCAUUUAUAUCCGUCUGUAUAUCUAAAAAACUUUUUGCCAAUCGACAUUAUUAUUUGUCUUCCUGGGAUUAUUGAAGAAAAACUUUUGGAAGCUAGUGCUACUUUACAAAUUCCAACAAUUGAUUACACAAAAUCAAAUAUUAUUAUUAAGCUACCAAAUUAUUUAGAAAAAAAUUGGUCAUGUAAAGGUGAAAUAGUAGCAAAUCCACCGGAGUUUUCAGUCUGGUCUUUUGAAUCUUUUGAUAGUGCACAAAAAGUUGUUAUGGAUUUAGGAAUGCAUACAUCAUAUAAACAUGGUUCCAGUAUAAUGGCUCUCUACUGUCCUUUUUGGAUGUUGAAUAAAACUGGAUUAAUGUUAUCUUAUAGGAGUGGAGAAGAUUAUUUAAAUAUUUUAUAUCAUCCAGAACACUUUAAAGGACCAAUAUUAUUUUCAUUCCGUUCAAAAGCCUUUUUUGGUAAAAAGAAAGCAAUGAUUAGAGUGGAAGAUGGAGAAUGGUCUGAAAAGUUUUCAAUUGAUGUUGCGGGAAGUGAGGGAGUAGUUGCGUGCAAAUACAAUGGAAUGAUAUAUCAGAUUGGUGUACAUAAUCAAUUGACAUAUAAUUCUUUAACAAAGCAAAUUACAUUUACACCUUAUUAUGUUCUAAUUAAUAACAGUGAUUUUCUAAUUGAAUGUCAAGAAAGUGAUAGACCUGCUGAUCCAUUUAUCGUAGUUUCACCCGGAGAGUGUUCUGCUUUUUGGCCUCGUUCAGAACACGAAGUGAAAACUUUGAAGGCAAAGGCUGCAGGAUAUCCUGAAAAAACAGCAGCUUUCAUUUAUACUGAUAGUCAUACCACAUUGUUAAAACUAGAUAAUAAGUACGGCGGUAUUAAUGUUGAUAUACAAAUCAAUGAAGGCGGAAUAUAUAUUUCAAUGUCAGGUUACAGUCCUGGCAAUGCUCCAGCUCUUAUUAUAAAUCAUACUCAUCAUUCAAUCAAUUUCUGGGAAAAAGGAUCUAUAAAUAUAAGGUUUAUUCAAUCAUUUAACAGAAUGUUUUAUACUUGGGAAAAUCCUGCUGGUCCAAGAAAAUUAAUGUGGAAAGAUAGUAACAAAAAAGAAAUAGAAGAUGAUCUAAGAAAGGAUACUUUAGGUGCUUUUCAAAUACCUGACACAGAAGAAGAAAUAUAUUAUGUAUCAUUUCUAAAUGGUACACAAAGAGUACUUCUAUUUACUACAAAUUUGAAAAUAGCUGAAGAUUGUCAAUUAGUAGGUGAUCUUGAGCCUAUCGAACAAGAGAUAACUCUUAAUAUCCAUGGAGUAGGAUUUUCCCUUGUAAAUAAUAUUACUAAAUCAGAGCUUUUAUACAUGUGCAUAGCUAGCUCUGGUAUAAUAUGGGAAACGUGUAAAUCUAUUGGAAGUAGAUGGCGUUUUCUUAAUGCAAGAGAAGUUAAUAUUAUUGAAGAGGGAUACCAAAAAUAUAUACGCGAGUUACAAAUUGAAAAGGAUCCGCCUUAUAGAGUAUUACUUGAACCUAAAUUGGAGGUGGAUUACUUAAAUAUGGAAAUGUUAAGACCUCAUCGUCGUUAUAUAAGACGUUCAUUCCAAACUGGUUUAUGGCUACAGUAUAAAACAUCAGCACAUCAAGUACAAUUACAUGCUAAAAUUAAUAGAUUGCAGAUAGAUAAUCAACUUUCAGACUGUGUUUUUCCAGUUAUUCUAGCACCAGUUCCUCUACCUAAGAGUAUCACGCAAAGUACAGUACCAAAACCGUUUGCCGAGCUUAGUAUGGUAAAACGCCUCUUAGAACAUAGCACUGUUCAACAAUUCCGUUAUUUCAAAGUACUUAUUCAAGAAUUCCACAUUAAAGUGGAUAUAGUACUUAUAAAUGUCAUAAUGGCCUUUUUUGAAGCAAAUGUAGCGAAUGAUGCAGAAGAAAGUGAACUUUUUCGCACAGACAUGAAAUUAGUGCAUGAACCACUCAUGUAUCAUGUUAGUUUGAUCACAACAGCUGAACAAAAAAAUUUUUUUGAUUUAUUGCACUUUUCACCUCUCAAGAUACAUAUUAGUUUUUCAAUGACUGGUACUGGAAGUGGACCUUCUGCAGUACCUCAAGUACUAAAUGUACUAUUACAAGGCAUUGGAGUUACGCUAACUGAUAUUAACGAUAUCGUAUUCAAAUUAGCAUACUUCGAACGAGAUUACACUUUCAUGACACAUAAGCAAUUAAUCUCAGAAGCAACUACGCAUUAUGUAGGACAAGCUAUUAAGCAAGCUUAUGUUCUUGUGUUAGGUCUUGAUGUAAUUGGUAAUCCAUAUGGUCUUGUAGUUGGUACGAUGAAAGGUAUCGAAGAUUUAUUUUAUGAGCCUUUUCAAGGUGCCAUACAAGGCCCAGGAGAAUUUGCUGAAGGUUUAUAUCUUGGUGUUAGAAGUAUGCUAGGUCAUACUGUUGGUGGAAUGGCAGGAGCUGUAUCGAAAAUUACAGGAGCUAUGGGUAAAGGAAUAGCUGCUUUAACUUUCGACAAAGAUUAUCAAAGAAAAAGACAAGAACAAUUGAAUAAACAGCCAGCAAAUUUGCAUGAAGGACUAGUCAGAAGUGGAAAAGGUUUGGUCAUGGGCGUUGUGGAUGGUGUAACUGGUGUUGUAAUGAAACCUAUAUCCGGUGCUAAAGAAGAAGGUAUUGAAGGAUUCUUCAAAGGUUUUGGAAAGGGAGUUGUUGGACUUGUAACUAGACCAACUGCAGGAGUUGUCGAUUUUGCUAGUGGAUCUUUCGGUGCUGUCAGGCGUGCUGCUGAAUUAAGUGAAGAAGCUAAAAGAGUUCGUCCACCCAGAUUCCUACAACCAGAUAGUCUUGUUCGACCUUACAUAAGAGAUGAAGCAGAGGGUAAUAAAAUACUAGCUGAACUUGAAAAAGGCAAAUAUGCAAACACAGAUAUUUAUUUCUAUCAUAUAUAUAUCAAUAAAGAUGUCCUAUUGCUGACUGAUAAACGUAUAGCGUAUCUUGAAUAUAGCGAUUUAUUCGGUGGUUGGAAGGUUGAUUGGACCCAUACGUGGCAAGAAUUUGGUGAAUUACCAAAAAUAGUAGACAAAGGAGUACAGAUUUGUAUUAAAGAUUCCUCAAAAAGAAAGAAACUAGGAAAUUUAUUUGGUAGCCCAGAACAAUCCAAAAUAAUCUUAGUACCAGAUUGCAAUAUAAAACAGUUACUAUAUAGUAAAAUAAGGGAACAGAUGAAUCAAUAUGGAAUAACAAAUGAACUUACAUAAGUUACCAAUAUAAAAAUCAAAAAGAGAGAGCAUGAUUAAUAUAUUGACAAAUUACUUAUGAAACCUCAUGCUUAAGCAAAACUAAGAGUGCCUACAAGCUCAAUUUGCAUUAAGCUUUAUAACUGAAGUUAUAUAAUUUUCAUGCACAUUCAAAUAGUUUUUUAUAAAUACCAUCUGCAAGACUGACAAAUACUAGCUUUUAAAAAUAGCUAUAGUAAAAAAUAUAUUAACUGAUAUUGUUCCAAGAUAAAUAUAUAAAAUUCGUAUUUGUGGUGCAUACAAUUUUAAUUAAUUAAAUUUA